AUGCGAAAUUCCCUUCUUUCAAUCUCGACAUCUGGCGUUCCGAGCAGCGCAUUUUACAUUUCAGCUGCACACUACCUAUUUGUGGAACCAGCAGCCAGUAAAGGUAUGUCCAAUUCGAUACGCCUUAGGGACGAAAAGAGCGUACGUAACAUUCGCGCGUUGGAGGUGUCCAUGGGCGGCGUUUAUCGAUUUGAAGUUAAAGUUCGCUCCACGCUCUUCCUGUCCCGUAAAAAAUGGGUUUUUAAACACGCUACGCCGCUGAGUGAGUCUCGAAAUGAUUAG
Pieris macdunnoughi is the source of this 282-nucleotide messenger RNA. Lineage: Eukaryota; Metazoa; Arthropoda; Insecta; Lepidoptera; Pieridae. The record is from the annotation of a GenBank genome assembly.